Messenger RNA from Sipha flava (yellow sugarcane aphid), 2979 nucleotides. RefSeq names its product BMP-binding endothelial regulator protein (gene cv-2). The record is from RefSeq and is a predicted model, not a curated record. Gene Ontology annotation, molecular function: protein binding. Lineage: Eukaryota; Metazoa; Arthropoda; Insecta; Hemiptera; Aphididae. Bases 167 to 2041 code for a protein of 624 amino acids. The transcript is spliced from 13 exons.
UAUUUAUUUUCUUUCGUCUAUUCAAACAUUUUUUGAUUCGCAAUCGACCGUAAAGUUUAUUUUAACUGUAAUAAUUGAUUUUCGCUUCAUUAGUACCUACACGUUAAAAUAUCCUUUAUCCGGAGAAGAGAUUUCGCAACAAUCCGCACAAGGUUGACCAGCCGCCAUGGACCGCUGCCGAAUAAUUGCCGCCGCCGUCGUUUGGUUGCUGUUGCCGGUCGGGAUGUUCGCCAAUCAACUCAGAGGUUACCCCGAAAGCUGCGUGAACGAAGGAGAGAUCGUGAACGUGGUCACCAUCAAGAACAUGAUGUGUUACACUUGCCUGUGCAAAAACGGAUUCGUGGAGUGCGUCAAGGACCAGUGCCCCGACGAACAGGGUUGCUACAUGCUGCAAGACGUUUUCGUGGACCCGAAAGGAUGCUGCCGACGGUGUAAAGGUUGCGUGUACAAAGGCGUUCUAAGGGACAGUGGUACGGAGUGGACAGACCCGGACGACCCGUGCCAGGUGAUGUCGUGCAAGGCUGGCGUAGUCACGGAGACCCGGAUGCAGUGCAUCACGCCGUGCCAGCAGCCCUACCCGCCGAAGCCGGGCACUUGCUGUCCCACUUGUCCAGGUUGCCGGGUUAUCGGACAAGAAGUGGCCGCUUGGAGGAACGUCAGCCUGUACGACGACCCGUGCCUGACCUGUCACUGCGAAAGAUCCGCGGCCGGCCCGGCGCUCACCUGUUCGAAAAAGGCGUGCCCUGUGCUCCAGUGUCCGUCCAGCAGCAUGCAGAUACUGCCGGGCGAAUGCUGCCCCAGAUGCGUUGGAAAGAGCAGGAAACUAAUGGACCCGCCACGAGGAGCUUGCUUGCUGGGCGACAAGAUUACGCCGUCCGGCCAGGAGACGCACCCGGACCGGUGCACGGAGUGCACUUGCGCCAACUCGACGGUGGUGUGCAAGCGCGAGACGUGCCCGCCGCUGGACUGCCCCGUGGAGAAGCAGACGUUCUCGUCGCACAACCAGUGCUGCCCGCAGUGCCCUCGGUCGGCCGUGGACAAGAGCGAGACGUGCAAGGAUAACGGCAAGAUUUACACGAACGGUGACAGCUGGAAGGUCGACGAAUGCAAAUCGUGCCUGUGCGUCCGCGGUCAAGUGCAGUGCGCCCAAGAGUUGUGCCCGUCCAUCUCCUCGUCGUGCCCGGCCAACAUGAAACUGCGAACCGUCCCGGGUUCGUGUUGCCCGCGCUGUGUACCAAUGGACGGAGUGUGCACGGUGUUCGGCGACCCGCAUUACAGGACGUUCGACGGGAAAUUCUUCAGCUUCCAGGGACCGUGCAAAUAUCUGUUGAGCGCCGACUGCGUCGGUCGGUCGUUCAGCAUCCGGGUGACCAACGACGCGAGGAACUCGAAGAACUCUGCGUGGACCAAAACGAUCUCACUUCGGAUUGGAAAUUUGAAAGUGAACCUGGGCGACAACAGGCGGGUCAAGAUCAACGGGCAAAGAGUGUCCGUGCCGUACAAGAGAAGUAACGAUCUGACUAUAUCCAACACGAACGAUACCGUGCUGGUGGAGACCAGGAUCGGUGUGUCCGUCGUGUGGGACGGACGAGGAUUCCUGGAAGUUUCCGUCCCAUCGCGGUACAAAGGUAGUUUGUGCGGAUUAUGCGGCAACUUCAACUCUGUGCCCAGGGACGAUAUGACUACUAAGAACGGCCAAGUGGUGUUGGAUCCGCAAGUUUUUGGAUCGUCCUGGCGCGUAGGCGGAAAGAACGCGUGCAGCCGAUCGCCGAAACCGGUGGUGCAGUCAUCCCCGUGUUCUCGGAAAGGCCCCAGGAUCCGAGAGCGUAUGUGCAAGCCACUCCGGCAGCGCAUGUUUGUCGCGUGUCACAAAAAGCUGAACCCGGUCAACUUUUUCAAAUCCUGCCUGACGGACAUGUGCGAGUGUCCUCCCGGCCGGAAGUGUUAUUGCGAGGCGAUGACCGCGUACGCGCACAACUGCCGUCGCCUGGGAGUGUCGCUGCCGGACUGGAGGACCAUGACCGGAUGCCACACUUACUGACCCGCGUCAUCACAUCCACCCCGUGUAGACUCCGCUUGUUCGUUGUUACUAGUCAUUAUUUUUGUACACCUUCAACUUUGCGGUGGUUGCCGCGCGUUCGACUGACCGGUCAAAACGAUCGCGACCAGGCGUUUUCCACCGAAAAAUUACUGUUGGACCUCUCACUUAACUCCUGACGAAACAGUAUUUUACUCGAACAGCCGAAUUUCGUUCAUAAGCAACGUCUACAUGAAAAAAAAUUUUAAAAAAAAUAGUGUAACUAUAGUUGUAUUGUAGUAAUAAUAAUUAUAAUAAUAAACGACAGACUUAACUUUUAAGACGCUACGGCGAGUUCCGGCUCGGCGACACGCCCGUUAUGGCGAUCGAUCCAUUUAUUGUUGUACAUCCCUUUAUGUGCGCCGUUUUAUAUGGUUUUAUUUAUUUAUUUAUUUAUUUUCCAUCGACCGACGUGAACGUUCGAUUACACCCACGCGACAGCAGACAUCAGCCCGGCCUGUUAUGUUAUUUUUCCUAAAACGCCGGUAUGUAGUAAUGCGUACAAUGUUAUUUUCUAUUAUUUUUUUUUUUUUUUUUUUACGACCGCAAAACAAUUAUCGAGUAAUUUUUUGCGUUUAUAAAAAAAAAUCUUUUUUAUUUAUUUGUUUUGUACGCUUUUUUUAUGACUUAAUUUAUUUGUACAGUAACGUUUCCGUGACUCCAGACCGCGAUGAAUGUUUGUACUCGUUUAAUAAUAUUAUUUUAUUAUAUAUUAUGUAUAUUAAACUGUAAAGCUUCAAUGCUACGCGACACGCUUCGAGCGGGUACCGAGAGAGAAUAAUGUUCUUUUCGUAUCGCAUUGUCGUCCGAGUAGUAGAACGCUGAAGAUACCAAAUUUUUAUUAUUGUAUAAUUAUUACUUAUUUAUUUUUGCCUCUAUCUAUCUCUCUUCUUCUCUCUCUU